CUUUGGUUCUCCCCGGCAUUCGCUGGCAGUGAGCGGGACGGGGACCCGGGACAAUGAGCCGCCUCCCCCUCACCUUUAAAGCCACAGGAUUUUGGCUGCCUGGGUUGAAUGCAGAAUUUCUUCAACGAGUCUAUUAAGAAUACCACACAAGAUGGACAGCAUCAGUGACAGUCUUACACAGGAAAACAUUCCAUGCCUUUCCAUCAGUGUCUACCAUCCGGAAGAUAAGGAAGAAGAUGUUUUCAGCUUUAUCACAUUCAAUGAGCCGCAGACGUAUGAAGCUUAUGAGAUAGUGACUUUCGGUAGGAAGAACACUUGCAACUUCCAACUAAAGCACGAACGAGCUUCUCGGUUGCAGUUCCAGCUUGAAGCUUUGGUUGGGGCGGACUGUUCAGAUCUUCAGUUUGAGAUUAAAAACCUGAGCAACAGAUUUGCGCUUUAUAUCAAUGGUAAUAAACUGAGCUACCUACAAAAACAGCUCCUGCCUUGCCAAUCUGUCAUCCAGUUCACUGAAUUUCAGUUUCUUCUGGAACAUGUCGGGGGUGAUUCAGUCUCUAAGUUUGAAGUUGUGAUUCAGAAGGGCACCCCUUCACCUCAUCUAAAGAUGGACGCCAGGUAUCCUCGGUCUGAAGCACAAUUUUCUAAGUGCCAGCACGAUCCACGUGAACCGAUAGAAGUUGAUGAAGAUCUCAACCAAUACAUGCUUUCAUAAUAAUGAGACAUGAUUUUUUUUUGAAGUUUACUGCAGUCAUCUUUAAUUUUGCCCAUAUUUUUAUCCCUAUUGAGUGUGACAAAGGAAAGUUGCAAAAAACCAUGAUCGAAUGGUGGAGCAGACUCAAAGGACCGAAUGGCCUAGUUCUACUCCUUUGCUCAAAUGAAACAGUUGAAUUAUGUUACUCUUUUGCAUGGUAUAGCUCAAAAAGAAAGAGCGUUACUGAAAUCAGCAAAAUGAAUACAAUUAAAGCCAAAGUUCAUAAGUUCUCAGAGCAGUAUUAGGCCAUUCGGCCCAUCAAGUCUACACCCCCAUUCAAUCACGGCAGAUCUAUCUUUCCCUUUCAACCCCAUUCUCCUGCCGUCUCCCCAUAACCCCUGACACCCUUACUAAUCUAGAAUCUGUCAAUCUGAGCCUUACAAAUUCUCAAUGACUUGACCUCUACAGUCAUCUGUGGUAGUGAAUUCCACAGAUUCCACCCUCUGACUAAAGAAAUUCCUCCUCAUCUCCUUUCUAAAGGUACGUCAUUUUAUUCUGAAGCUAUGGCCUCUGGUCCUAGACUCUCCCACAAGUGGAAACAUCCUCUCCAAAUCCACUCUAUCUAGGCCUAAAAUAGUAACAGAUUUUAUUAUACCUUUACAAAUUUAUUGUGAAUUUUUUUAAGAUGGUUUGAAGGCCUCUUGAGCAUUAAAGUCACUUUAUAUUCGCUAAGGAGGUAAACUAAGAAGAUUAAUGUGUAAAAGAUCAUUGACAUUAUAGAAUUAACCACUGAUUCAUUAUAAUUUACAUGGACUGCCUUUAAUGUCUGUCUGUUUACUGUUAUUUUAGUUCAUGCUAGUAAUUUUUUCAAUAGGUUUUCACCCACACUUGGCUGUUUGACAUUGUAAUGUUUGCAGUAUUUUUGUAUGUUUUCUUUUCAUUUCCACUAAGCUUUAUGGAAAGUUAUAUUAAACAAGGAGUACAUAGAUAUUAUCAUUACUAAA
Messenger RNA from Amblyraja radiata (thorny skate), 1695 nucleotides. RefSeq names its product TRAF interacting protein with forkhead associated domain (gene tifa). Gene Ontology annotation, biological process: positive regulation of canonical NF-kappaB signal transduction. The coding region runs from base 152 to 712 and encodes 186 amino acids. Gene Ontology annotation, molecular function: protein binding. The record is from RefSeq and is a predicted model, not a curated record. NCBI's taxonomy places the organism in Eukaryota, Metazoa, Chordata, Chondrichthyes, Rajiformes, Rajidae. The transcript has 2 exons.